Molecule: messenger RNA, 1611 nt
Organism: Acaulospora morrowiae
Lineage: Eukaryota; Fungi; Glomeromycota; Glomeromycetes; Diversisporales; Acaulosporaceae
Source: the annotation of a GenBank genome assembly
AUGGAGCGAAGAGACAUUCCAAGACGACGACCGAUGCUUCAGCUAGACCAACCUAUUUCCUCUAUUAGAGUGAAAAAUAGAGCCGCCGAUGAAGCAAAGAAAUGUCAAGAAUCAAAAAAUGCACUACAAGAGCUUCUUGGUGAAUAUAGUGAGAGCGAAAACGAAGAGGAUGUCGAAGAUUCUCAGACAGAGUCCUCGCCCGCGGAAAAGGCAGAGACCGUUUUCUCAAGUUCGUCGCUUGACCUCCCGAUCCCACCGCCAACUCGCUCCCUUCCUACAUCCGAACAAUCGAUUGCAAUAGAUCAAUCCGAAGAUAGCAUCGAGGUCGCCUUAAAAAAUUUCAUGUCCGAGAUCAACGCCCUCCCCGUUACUUCCAUAAGUAAUGAUACCUCGAUGAUGAACGAUGAAUCUGGCACCGAUUUGAGAAGGCCCAAAGCGAAAAAAGACGACGAUCAAUCCUCGUCGCAAUCCUCACUUCCCGAUGGCGAGUGGCAGCAGUAUUGGAGUCAAGAUAAUAAUCGCUACUAUUAUUACAAUGGUAGGACCGGUGAAACUCGUUGGGAGAUUGAUGUGCCAAAAGGCGUUUCCGAUCCCGUUCUCGUCACCACCACUACCACCUAUACUGCGAUCCUAAAGGAAGGCGAUAACUUGAAAACGGCUUCCGGUGACAGUUUGGAUCCGACAUCCAACGUGACCUCAGCCCAGCAAGAUUUUAACAGAGAGGCGGAGAACCAAUCAUCAUCAUCAACUGGCAGAAGAAAUGAAUUCAGCAUCAUCGCCUCGUUAAUCGCUCCACCUUCUGAUUCGCCAUUACAUUUUCGUUCGCGAGAUGUUUACGGGCGACUGUCAGGCCUCAUUCCUCUGGCGACACACAUGAAGCUUGAAAGGCAUCAGAUCGAGUUUGCCACCAGAUUGUAUGACUGGCAAGUUGGAGCAUUGAACACUCAGUAUUUCGAAAAGACCAUCUUGGAAAGGUUGGAAGCGCUGCUUGUAAGUCUUGAGGAACAGAUUUCGCCUGCGGGUUGGUCGUGCAAAUGGAAUUCCGACGGUCAACAGCACAGUUGGAUACACCUGAAGACGAACCAGAUUUCGUUCACAUAUCCAAGCCCUGAUUUGACCACAAGCCUUGGUACGCUUCCGGUGAACACAGCGUUGGCACAUCAAACUUCUUACCCCCCUCUUCCACCCCUACCACCUCCACCCCCACUUCCGCAGCGAGUCGGAGACACCGACGGUUUGGAAGUGAGACCGGAUUCGUCAGACGAUGAUGGCUCGGGAUCCGUUACGGGUUCACAAACUUCAUCUUGGCAAGGUUCGGUCAGCGUAAAUGAGAAAAAACGAAAGAAAGAUAAGGAGGUCGCAAGUUCCGGAUUCAAAAAUAAAAAAAUGGCAACGCUCGUGGAAAAAUGGAAAGCCGCCGAAGAUUUUCUUGCCAACACUGAUUGGGAAGAGGUCAGAAGGCAACAGAACGGUAUUCAUUCUAAAGAUCCAGAGACAUGGAUCAAGGAACAGAUAGAAUCAGGGGAAGCCUCAAAUAAUCCAAAUUUUGAACCGAUAAAGGGAGACUGGCGGCAGAGAAUUAGAAACCGGAAACCAGAAAAAGGGGAAUGA